Manihot esculenta (cassava) is the source of this 1417-nucleotide messenger RNA. Its product is annotated as hexokinase-2. Gene Ontology annotation, molecular function: ATP binding; glucokinase activity; fructokinase activity. NCBI's taxonomy places the organism in Eukaryota, Viridiplantae, Streptophyta, Magnoliopsida, Malpighiales, Euphorbiaceae. Gene Ontology annotation, biological process: intracellular glucose homeostasis; glycolytic process; glucose 6-phosphate metabolic process. The transcript is spliced from 5 exons. Gene Ontology annotation, cellular component: mitochondrion; cytosol. Bases 312 to 1031 code for a protein of 239 amino acids. The record is from RefSeq and is a predicted model, not a curated record.
AUAUUCUUAUAGUAAAGGAAAUGGACAUGUAGCAAAUUCUCAUUAAAUUAUUUCAGACACCAACUUUAUAUAGAUAUAGAUAUGGGUGUGCACAAUGAGGACUAGACCUAUUUAUUGUACAGUAUAAGGGACAUAUGAGGAGUUAUUUGGAAUGGCUUUACCCCAAAUAACCAAAGACACACCUCUUAAAUUUAUUGAUAUUUAAAUUCUUCUAGUUAUUAUAUAAUUGCCUUUUAGUUACCCUUUGAAAUUGAAGGAAAGGGGAUGAGAAGGACACAACAAAAGAGGGACCAUAAUUAAUCCAAAAGGAGAUGAAUAAUGGAGACAGAUGGAAAACCAAUGGGCUUGGAAUGUCAGUUGGCAAAAGAAUAGUUAUCAACAUGGAGUGGGGUAACUUUCGGUCCUCACACCUUCCAUUGACAGAAUUUGAUCAAGCAUUAGAUGUUGAGUCUCUGAACCCUGGGGAACAGAUUUUUGAAAAGUUAAUUUCUGGUAUGUAUUUGGGAGAAAUUGUACGCAGAGUUCUAUUGAGAAUGGCUCAGGAAGCUGCCUUCUUUGGUGAUGUUGUUCCACCAAAACUGGAGAUUCCAUUUAUCUUAAGGACACCACACAUGUCUGCAAUGCAUCAUGAUACAUCUUCAGAUCUUAAAGUUGUUGGAAGCAAAUUAAAGGAUAUCCUAGAGAUAUCAAAUACCUCCCUGAAAAUGAGGAAAGCUAUUGUUGAGCUCUGCGACAUUGUUGCCACUCGUGGUGCCCGGCUGUCUGCUGCUGGAAUCAUGGGCAUCCUCAAGAAACUGGGAAGAGACGCAGUGAAGGAUGGGGAAAAACAGAAAUCAGUAAUAGCAUUAGAUGGUGGGCUGUUUGAGCACUACACUAAAUUCCGUAGCUCCAUGGAGAGCACUCUCAAGGAAUUGCUGGGAGAGGAAAUUUCUGAAAGCAUAAUCAUUGAGCACUCAAAUGAUGGCUCAGGCAUUGGAGCGGCUCUCCUUGCAGCUUCCCACUCCCAGUACCUGGAGGUCGCAGAAGCUUAAAAAGUGUAGGUAGAUGAGAAGAUUUUUUUCAGUUUUUGUAUAUUAAUCUUCCCCUUUUACUUACUCCAGAUCAUCUAGAGCCAGUGACGGGUAAUACCAGAAUCUUAAUGUAUGGUCUUAUAGAGUUCAUAACUGAGUGAUGGAUCAAAUUCUCUCUCAAAAUGCCUAACAAUGGUCCCGACGCCAAGCUUCUAUGGUGGGCCCUGCCAUUUUGAUCCUUUGUCUCCUUUUUUUCACAUACCCAAUUUCGAGUUAGCAAAUAAGGUGGGGGAUGUACUAUUAUUUGAGUUCCUACAUACUGGCAAAGUAUGUUUGUCGUUUCAAAAGGAAAUAAAAUGUAGAUUUUGCUGUCAUUAGCAUUAUAGGCUGAUGAAGAUUUUUUUUUC